GUUCCCAGGGUUCCGUGAGAGUCGUUUGCCCCACCCCACCUCCUCAACGCUAUCUAUCUCAAUGUACAAUUCUCGGAGAAAAAAGGGGGCAAAAAUAAUUCAGAGUAAUACCGCAAAGAAACCCACUCGCUCUUCCCCGACCGGUUUUAUUUUUUUAUUUUUUAACCGGAGCUGCCGCGGCCCGUCGGUGGUGAAAGCGACUGUCUCUCCGCUGGACCAGUGAUUGAAAACACCGCGGUAUGUUCAUGUAUCGUGCACAUGUAACCGUAAUUUACCAUACGGAUUCAAAGGGAAUACAAAAACCUGAGAGACUUGACAGCGGGCUGUACCUGCGCCAAACGGGGAAAUAACGGGGAGGAUUUCCACGAAUAUCACCUGGAUAUCGCGUUAUAUUCAAGGACAUCCAGCUGCCAAAAAAAAAAAAAAAAAAAAAAAAAAAAAACCUACCGGAGAAGCUUUCAGAUGUGAGGAGAAAAUACAAAUUAACGUGGAGAAAAACGGACGGAGAAGAGGCCUUUUCUUUUUCUUUUUCUUUUUUUUUGUGUCUGUUCAAAAAGCCAGCACCAGCAUCUGUUGACGGGGAGAGGAAAUAUAAUUUCUUUUUUUUUGGACAUGACAGGUUAUUAGCCUAUUGAUAAGUCUAACGACUACACCCUAACAUAAUAAUAAUAAUAAUAACAAUAAUAAUAAUAAUAAUAGUAAUAAAUACGGGGUAUAAUGUGACGGGUUUCACAGAGAAAGGAGCUCCGGUGUAGCUGAUGAUUCACAUGCCGUCAUUUUAGGAGGAAAUAUUUAUUUUUUAAUUUUAUUUGUAUUUUUAUUUUUUUUUUAUUACAGCUGCUCUCUAACGUGUUUUAAUUAGGCGAAUUGCAAACGCUUAAACAUAAUAAUAGCUAUAUUUAAAAGGGUGGAAAUAUAUAUAUGUGUGUAUAUACUUAUAUAUAUACACAUGUAACACAUACAGUAUAUACGUAGGGCUGGCUUUGGUUGUGAGUGGAAAUGAAUGGCAGUGUGAGACAUCUACCGAAGAUGGGCUCCGGAGGAGACAUCUGCUGAGGGGGGAAAAAAAAGUAAUAUAUAUAUAUAUAUAUAUAUAUAUGUUUUUUUCUUUCUUUCUUUCUUUUUUUUUUUUUUCUUUCAAGACGGGCGUUUUGACUUUAAGCCUGUCUAAGGAAACUGGACCAGCGCCGUUCAUUCAUGUGCUUCAGUGGGAAGCUUGGCAGUUCACUCUCAUAUCAAUGUGGAUGACUUCAUUGCGGAUUUACAGUGAAAAACACAGGAAUCAAGCGUCUGAGAGGGCGGCAGCUCCUUUCUCACUGAUCCCUUUGCUGAUAAUUUGCCAGUAAAUACCCACAUCCAUCCAUCCAUACAUACAUACACACUGUGCCAGAGCCUGUCGCCGUCUACCUGGCUAACAUCUGCUUCAUCUGGCAACAUAAAUGUCUCCCAUUUUGAGCCAGGUGUUCCUCUCUUGGGCCGGACUAGGAAUUUAGGGUUGAUUGAUUUUUUUUUUUUUUAUUAUUAUUAUUUUUUAUUUUGUCCCCCCUCUUCUGAUCAGCGACCCCCUUUUCCUCCUUCCUACUCCACCUUCCCCUCACCCGUCCGACCACCCUGCCUUAACCCCCCGGACCUUUUGCCCGGUUUCUGGGAAGAUGGGCUGUCUUGGCAAUAGUAAGACUGAAGACCAACGAAAUGAGGAGAAGGCACAGAGGGAAGCCAACAAGAAAAUAGAGAAGCAGCUCCAAAAAGACAAACAGAUAUACCGGGCGACUCACCGGCUAUUACUAUUAGGGGCCGGUGAAUCCGGGAAAAGCACGAUAGUCAAACAGAUGCGAAUACUGCACGUUAAUGGCUUCAACGCAGAGGAGAAAAAACAGAAAAUCCACGAUAUUAAAAACAACAUUAAAGAAGCUAUAGAGACGAUCGUGGCUGCCAUGAACACACUCACGCCUCCCUGCCAGUUAGCCUGUCCCGCAAACCAAUCCCGGAUCGAUUACGUCUUGCACCAAGUAAACCGGAAGGACUUUGAGUUUCCUUCGACGCAUUUGUUGCCAACACCCACCUUCAGACUGAUGCCACUAAAAAGCGAGGAGUUUUACGACCACACAAAGAUCCUCUGGCAGGACGAGGGUGUGCGGGCAUGCUGGGAAAGGUCCAACGAAUAUCAGCUCAUUGACUGCGCGCAGUACUUCUUAGACCGGAUUGACGUGGUGAGGCAGAACGACUACACACCCACUGAUCAGGACCUGCUGAGAUGCCGAGUACUGACGUCUGGGAUCUUCGAGACAAGAUUUCAAAUAGACAAAGUCAAUUUCCACAUGUUCGAUGUCGGAGGUCAGAGAGAUGAACGCCGAAAAUGGAUCCAGUGUUUUAACGAUGUGACGGCUAUCAUCUUCGUGGUGGCGAGUAGCAGCUACAACAUGGUGAUCAGAGAAGACAAUCAGACUAACAGACUACAGGAAGCUCUCAAUCUUUUCAAGAACAUUUGGAACAACAGGUGGCUACGGACCAUUUCGGUAAUCCUCUUCCUGAACAAACAGGACCUACUGGCUGAGAAGGUUUUGGCAGGGAAGUCCAAAAUCGAGGAGUAUUUCCCAGAGUUUGCACGCUACACUACACCUGAUGAUGCAAUACCCGAACCAGGUGAAGAUCCCCGCGUUACCAGGGCGAAGUACUUCAUACGGGACGAGUUUCUGGUGUGUACAAAGCUCAGAUUCACACAGAGGAUCAGCACAGCCAGCGGGGACGGUCGCCACUACUGUUACCCCCACUUCACCUGCGCGGUCGACACGGAAAACAUCCGGCGCGUCUUCAACGACUGUCGCGACAUCAUCCAGAGGAUGCACCUACGGCAGUACGAGCUUUUGUGAUGAGCAGCGGCGCCUGCUCUACUUAUACACCUACCUAGCACCCCUCCCCCCUCCCCCGCCACACACACACACACACACACACACACCCCUUCCCCUGCAUCACCCCUCCACCAAACUUCACCUAACAACUGCCCGCCUGCCCUCCCUUCCGAACUCAUCCAACUUCUCCUGGUAACACGGCUUCAGAAAAACGUGAACUGUGGAAAUACUUUUUUUUUUUUUUUCAAUUUAAAAAAAAAAAAAAAAAAAAAAAGAGGAAAAAAUGACGGCUACACCAACAACAGUUUGAUCAACUAUUAUUCUGGACCUGGACAGACGACUGUACUCCAGCUACACUUUGACCCGGGACAGAGGGUCGGGACUGGAAUCCCUCAGUGUAGACGAUCUCUCCUUUUAGCUCUCUCUCAGAUAUAUAUCCACACACAGAUACUCGCAGGUACACACACUACUACGGAUAAUAAGACGUUCAGACCCAUAGGUGGGUUUUAAUAUCGCAGUCACACACACACACAUAUGCAUAAUGGUCGUUUUAAAAACCUGCUUUUCACAGUCGGCAGCAGAGGCUGAAGUGAAUUUCAUUCUGAGAGAGAGGGGAGUUUAUUCACCGCGUGCUGACGACGAAGGAAGGCAGAGAAGAAGAAGAAGAAAGAGAGAGAGAAGGGACACGGAGGGCAGCAAACUGACACAGAGCAGGGGCUGUAAGCCUUUUUAUUUUUUGCGCCCCUGGAGGAGCGGAGAGACGGACUAAUUGACUAAUGGCUGCCUGUGGACGUGAGCGUGACUCGAACAUAAGACCACAUGGCUCACAUGACCUGCUCUUCACGAAAGGAGGGAUGGCAGAGAACGACAAAAAAAAAGGAUUAAAAAAAAUAUACAAUGCAUAACUUCAUGCAUACCAGUGAACUUAAUGCAGUGCAAAAAAUCCAAGCUAUAUAUAUAUAGAUAUUUAUAUAUGUGUGUAUAUAAAUAUGUAUAUAUAUAAAUAUAAAUAUUAUAUAUUCCUGUAAUAACACAAUUCAACUUUUAAGUUUUUGUUUUUUUCCCUAUGUUGUGUGUCGGUGUACACUGUGUGCGUGAUCUGCCUUUGUGCACCAUUUAGGCCCCUGCCCUCCCCUCAUCUCUACACACACACACACACACACACACACCAAUAUAUGCCCCUCUUGCCCCUGCUGCUAUAACAACUAUUCAACAUGUGGGAAAUAAAAGGAGAGGGUUUAUUUAACGAGGAGAUGAAAAAAAAAAAUCAAAAAGGAAGCAUGACGUUAAGGACUUGUCGAGACUGGACGCAACACUUUUACCUGGGAGCACACACAGACACACUAACACGCGCACACACACACACGCGCUCUAGCUCUCGUCGAUCCCCCUCCUUAUCCACACAACAACAACAACAACAACAACCACCCUCUCCCCUUUUUACCUCUCGUCUUGUCCUCUCACCUCUCGUACUUCCUCCCCCACCCCGGCUUUAAGUACGUCUGUCUUUUAUUUUACUGCUGGACUAUUAUUCUUGUACAGACUGUAAAAUGUAUUAUUUUGUACAACUUUAUUGAAGAAAAAAAAAAUAACUUGUA
Molecule: messenger RNA, 4447 nt
Organism: Mugil cephalus (flathead mullet)
Lineage: Eukaryota; Metazoa; Chordata; Actinopteri; Mugiliformes; Mugilidae
Product: guanine nucleotide-binding protein G(s) subunit alpha-like
Exons: 13
Coding region: 1653-2870 (405 amino acids)
Biological process (GO): sensory perception of chemical stimulus; adenylate cyclase-activating dopamine receptor signaling pathway
Cellular component (GO): heterotrimeric G-protein complex
Molecular function (GO): D1 dopamine receptor binding; corticotropin-releasing hormone receptor 1 binding; beta-2 adrenergic receptor binding
Source: RefSeq, a predicted model, not a curated record